Brassica napus (rape) is the source of this 3243-nucleotide messenger RNA. RefSeq lists its product as uncharacterized. The record is from RefSeq and is a predicted model, not a curated record. Lineage: Eukaryota; Viridiplantae; Streptophyta; Magnoliopsida; Brassicales; Brassicaceae. The transcript has 5 exons. The coding region runs from base 1 to 3243 and encodes 1080 amino acids. Gene Ontology annotation, molecular function: zinc ion binding; nucleic acid binding. Gene Ontology annotation, biological process: DNA integration.
AUGGAGAUGUUUGGUGGGGGAGCUGACCUGAUCGCCGCGGACAACUGGAGGAGGAAGUUGGAAAAGAACUUUCUCUCAGCCCGGUGCCCACCGGAGUACCGUAGAGACUUGGCCGCCCACCAUUUGAAAGAAGACGCCUUGGUCUGGUGGGAUUGUGUAGUGGAAGGUGCAAGGGAUCAACCCGAACUGACUUGGGAGGACUUCCUAGAGGAAUUCAAUAACAAGUACUUUCCCCGGGAAGCAAUGGAUAAGAUGGAGGGUAGGUUUCAGGAUAUCAACCAGGGGUCUCGGGAUGUGCGUAAGUACGGUGAGGAAUUCAACCGACUCCGAAGGUUCGCAGGACGCCACAUGACAGAAAAGGAACUGAUUCGCCGCUUCAUGAAAGGGUUGAGAAUCGAGACCAAGAACAGCUGCAAUGUUCGGGAGUUCCGCACCCUGAAUGAACUGGUGGAAAAGGCAGCUGAACAAGAGGCGGGAAUAGAGGAGCAACGCAAGCAGAAUCAGGCAACUAGAGCCCCAAAGCGACCGCGUGAGACUUCAACCCCCUCGGACAGCGGGACUGGCCGCACCCCUUGCGCCGAGUGCGGGAAGAUGCACUACGGUGAGUGCAAAGGACCAGGAUGUUUCAAAUGCGGGCAACUGGGGCAUAUCAAACGGAAUUGCCCGCAGCUCAAUGACGGGACAGUCACCAAGACACCCAACACAACGUGCCAACAAUGUGGUCGUUACGGGCAUGCGGCCCGGGAGUGCCGUGACCGGACCGAAGCAGGGACAGGGGCUGCACUGCCGGCACCGCCACCAAAGAAGCCAGCAACCCUACCAAGAGUGUUCGUAGCAGGGAACAACCAGGGAACGGAGACCAUAGCAGGGAUGGUGAAGGUCGGAGGAGUUGUAGCAUAUACACUCUUCGACACGGGGGCCACUCACAGUUUUGUGAGCCAGGACCUAACCAGGAGAUGGAGUUUCCAGGGAAAUUACGAGGGCCGAACCACACGGGUAGAGACAGCCGGACCAGACGAGAUAUCCGCCAUGGGAGUAUUCGUGGGAGUGGCCGUGGAACUCGCCGAAGUGGUCAUGCCAGUUGACUUGCUUAAACUGGAGAUGGGACGUUACGAGGUGAUCCUCGGAAUGGACUGGUUAUCACAAUACGGGGCAGUUAUUGACUGUAACGGAGCAAACAUACGGAUCCCCAGGGAGGGAGGACGAGUGGUGUUUGAAGGACCAAAAACCAAGACCGGGGUCACGAUCAUAUCGAUGGCACAAGCCGGAGAACUAAUUAAAAGGGGGCACGACGCGUACCUGGCCACUAUAGAAAUGUUGGAGGCACCCAAGGAACCAAGGUUAGAGGAUGUGGCUGCGGCGAGAGAAUUCGCGGACAUGUUCGAACCCCUGCAGGGACCACCGCCGAAUAAAGACAGUGCAUUCAUGAUCGAGUUGGAACCAGGAACUGCACCUGUCUCCAAGGCCCCCUAUCGUCUGGCGCCGGCAGAAAUGGCCGAGUUGCGGGAACAGUUGGAAGACUUGAUAGGUAAGGGAUUCAUACGGCCAAGCAGCUCGCCAUGGGGAGCUCCGGUACUCUUUGUAAGGAAGAAGGAUGGAAGCUUGAGACUCUGCAUUGAUUAUAGAGGACUGAAUAAGGUGACCAUCAAGAACAAGUACCCACUACCCAGGAUCGACGAACUGUUGGACCAGUUGGUAGGAGCGACCUGGUUCUCCAAGAUAGACCUUGCAUCGGGAUACCACCAAAUUCCUAUAGCCGAGAAGGAUGUACAGAAGACGGCGUUCCGCACACGUUAUGGACAUUUUGAAUUCGUCGUAAUGCCGUUUGGGCUAACCAACGCACCAGCAGCCUUCAUGGGUAUGAUGAAUAAUGUCUUCCGAGAAUACUUGGACCGCUGCGUGAUAGUUUUUAUCGACGAUAUACUCAUCUACUCCCGGAGCAAGGAAGAACACGACUGGCACCUUAGGAUAGUGUUGGAAAAACUGUGUGAACAUAAGUUGUACGCAAAAUUAAGCAAGUGUAGUUUCUGGCAGAGGAAGAUAGGAUUCCUCGGACACGUUAUCACAGAGGCUGGAGUAGCGGUAGACCAAGAAAAGAUCAAAGCCAUAAUCCAAUGGCCUAUCCCAAAGAAUGCCACGGAAGUAAGGAGCUUUUUGGGUUGGCAGGGUACUACCGGAAGUUUGUACGAGAUUUCGCCACCACCGCAAAACCCCACACCAGGGUUCGAACAACUGAAACAUCAGCUGACUCAGACACCUGUACUGGUCCUGCCACGAACCGGCAUACCGUUUGUGGUAUACACGGAUGCCUCUAGGGUGGGAGUAGGGUGUGUACUCAUGCAAGAGAAACGAGUAAUUGCUUACGCGUCACGACAACUAAAGAAGCACGAAGCCAACUAUCCCACUCACGAUCUGGAACUCGCGGCUGUUGUCUUCGCCCUAAAGAUCUGGCGGGCUUAUUUGUACGGAGAGAAAGUUCAAGGAAACCCAGUAGCAGAUGCGCUUAGCAGGAGAAGGUCCGAUGUCUCAGGGGCCAGAGAGGUGCAAGAACUCUCGGGGAUGUUGGCGACCCUAAGCCUGAGGGCCACGACGGUUCAGGAGGACGGAAUAGGACUCGAAGCAUUGGACCAGGCAGAUUUACUAUGGAGAAUCAAGGAAGAACAGAAGAAGGACGACAGCUUACUGGAGAAGCACUGGGAUGGAGUGAAAAGCGACGUGGCAACAUGGGUCUCCCAGUGUCCUACUUGUCAGGUAGUAAAGGCAGAAAAGAGGAUACCGAGUGGAUUAUUGCAGGGCUUACCACUACCUCAAUGGAAAUGCGACAUGGUCACUAUGGACUUCGUGACAGGAUUGCCUCGGAUAACGGGCAAUAAGGAUGCAAUAUGGGUAAUAGUGGAUCGACUCACAAAGACGGCGCAUUUCAUCGCCAUCAAGAAGACUGAUGGAGCAGACAUACUUGCUCGCAAGUACCUAGACACCGUGGUACGGCUGCAUGGAAUACCUGUGAGCAUCGUGUCAGAUAGGGAUCCCAAGUUCACUUCAACCUUCUGGCAAGCGUUCCAAAAGGAAUUGGGCACCAAGGUACAUCUUAGCACGGCCUACCUUCCCCAGACCGACGGUCAGUCAGAACACACGAUACAGACACUGGAGGACAUGCUACAAGCAUGUGUCUUGGACUGGGGGGAAGUGGGGAGAGUACCUGCCGCUGGUGGAAUUUGCAUACAACAACAGUUAUCAUUCUAG